CAGUUGCAGUUGCAGUCUUGGUCUUGGAGAAUGUCAUGUCCCCACUUAACCUAGUUUCAUACCAUUCUCCUUUGCCAAACCCUUGAGGGUUACUCUUCCAUCAAUACAAUCCCCCAUUUCCAUCUCCAUCUCCAAAAUGUUGACGGAUUCCGACUUGCUCAAACGUCUCCACGAUGUCCUGGGAACGUCCGACCUCGAUACAGCCACUGCCGCCACCGUCCGCCGUAGAAUCGAGCAAGAUUUGGGUAUUGAUUUAUCAGACAGGAAACCCUACAUUAGACAACAAAUCGAUUUGUAUCUUCAAUCUCACUAUACUAAUGAUAAACCCGAGGCAGAGGAAUCGGAGGAUGCCAAGGUAGAAGAGAGUGAUAAUGAUGGAAGUGUCUCUCAAGAAGAAGAUGAACACCAAGAAGAGGAAGACUCCGAUGCCGAGAAGAUAAAGAUAGACAGCAAGCACAAGAAGACGCCUGCAAAUGCAAAGAAAAGGGGAGGGGGUUUUAGCAAACCAUGUGCACUUUCUCCCCAACUUCAAAAGUUUGUCGGAGAGCCUGAAAUGGCCAGAACUGAGGUGGUCAAGAAGAUUUGGGCUUAUAUCAAAGAGAAAGAUUUGCAAAAUCCACAGAACAGGCGGAAAAUCCUAUGCGAUGAAAUGCUACAUGAAAUUUUUCGUGUCAAGUCCAUUGAUAUGUUCCAAAUGAAUAAAGCGCUUACCAAACAUAUAUGGCCAAUAGAAGAGGAAGAUGUUGUUUCUUCAGAAGCUGCAGCUUCAGUCAAGCCUACAGAGAAGAACAAGCAGAAUAAACGAGGCAAAGAAGAUGAGCCAAAGGAAAAGGGAAAGCGGCAAAAAGCAAAGGGUUCUGGAUUUGUUUCUCCACAUCCAAUAUCAGAAGCACUGGUGCAAUUCUUUGGUACGGGUGAAAAUGAAUUAUCUCGUGCAGAAGUCGUGAAGAGAAUGUGGGAAUAUAUCAAGCAGAAUGAUCUUCAGGAUCCAUCGGACAAACGGAGGAUUUUAUGUGAUGAUAAGCUAAGGGAACUAUUUAAAGUCGAUACAUUCAUUGGGUUCACAGUUUCAAAGCUUCUGACAGCUCAUUUCAUCAAAGAAGAAUGAAUGGCCAGCCAGCCAGCCAGUCAGCCAUAUUGUUUCUUGAUAAGUAAGCCAGUUUUCAUCCUCAUUUGGUUCCAGAAAGUGUAUAUAUUGUGAUAUCAAAGAAUGCUAACCAGUUCAUCAAUGGUGCAUUCUACUUUUUGUGUAACAUUAUUGGCAAAAGUUACCGCUUUCAUUAGCCAGAAAAAAAGAAGACUUGUUC
Cynara cardunculus var. scolymus (artichoke) is the source of this 1307-nucleotide messenger RNA. Its product is annotated as upstream activation factor subunit spp27-like. NCBI's taxonomy places the organism in Eukaryota, Viridiplantae, Streptophyta, Magnoliopsida, Asterales, Asteraceae. Gene Ontology annotation, cellular component: nucleus. The coding region runs from base 137 to 1108 and encodes 323 amino acids. The transcript has 6 exons. The record is from RefSeq and is a predicted model, not a curated record.